Messenger RNA from Somion occarium, 1530 nucleotides. The record is from the annotation of a GenBank genome assembly. NCBI's taxonomy places the organism in Eukaryota, Fungi, Basidiomycota, Agaricomycetes, Polyporales, Cerrenaceae.
AUUUUACUACUGAUUGUCAUCCGAGUCACAUCUACAAGCCGACAGAUACAUAAACCACGCUAGCUCGCUAGUGCACCUUUUCAGUUUCUCCUGCACCCGCCGUAGUGCAUUUUUUCGGCUAUAAGUAUGUCCUCACCGCUGCCAUCUCUCGAGCAACUGGAGUCUCUCAAAUCUGCGAUAGUCAAGAAGCGGCCUUAUUGCAGCGGCACUUUACGGCUGCCUGCUGAGAAUUAUCUCCUUUUCUUCGCCAAAGGAGAGGACGGCCAUCGUCUUGACUUCACUAAUCCCGAUAAGGUGGUACUCGAGGAGCUCGCUCAAGCAUGCGACAUCGCCACCUUCGGUGUGAACCAACAAGAUACCCUUGACGAGUCUUAUCGCAAGGCUGGAAAGCUUGAUUCUCAAUAUUUUGCACCAAAGUUUGAUCUACAGCGAUCGGGGCUUGUGGGACUUAUCCAGGAUGACUUAUUAGAGGGCCCGCGGGCCAGUAAUGAGAUUCGUGCUGAACUUUACAAGCUGAAUGUGUAUGGCCCUGGAUCGUUCUUCAAGGCCCACAAGGACACACCACGAAGUGAGAAGAUGUUUGGUUCUCUCGUACUCAUCCUCCCCACCCCUCAUGAGGGUGGAUCUUUGGUCCUUCGUGACAAUGGCAAUGAGUGGACGUUUGAUUCCGCGAAGGCCGUCAACGGGACGGAUGGUCCUGAAAUCGGAUAUGUCAUCUUUUAUAGUGACGUUGAGCAUGAGGUUACCGAAGUCAAGUCUGGAUAUCGCGUCACACUCACCUACAACCUUUACUUCGAAUCUCCUACUGCGGAAACUAAGCAUAAGAGUCUCCACGGUCACGGCCAGAAACUGAAGGAAGCCUUCCAGAAUUUGUUGGCGGAGACAACAUUUUUGCCCGAUGGAGGUAACCUUGGCUUUGGUUUGCAUCGCCAGUAUCCAAUAAAUCUCAAAGAGAAGAGUCUCCAAUACCUGCUCGAGUGUCUCAAAGGCAGUGACGCUACACUCUAUCGUGUUUGCCAAGAACUCGGACUCAGCGCUCAGUUCAACCUUGUGUAUGAAGAACGCGACGAGUCAGGUGCUGUUCUCUGCAACACGUUGCCCGUUGAGCUGGAGGGGGCCUACGUCGAGAUGAACCUGCUCACGCUAAUCCGCGAAGAACAUGGAGGAAAGAUGAUUGAAAGAAUAGACGACUACUAUGACGACGAUGAUAGUGAGGAGGGCGGCGUAGAUAUGGAAGUGUUCUGGGUGACAGAGCUCAGCAAGUUGACGAAAGUCAAAAACAACUAUAUUGCCUAUGGAAAUGAGCCUAGCAUUGGCUACAUCUACGGCUAUGGCUGCCUUGUCGUCAAGGUCGGACCGUUUGGUAAAAGAGAGACUGUGUAGUAUAGGAUUAAUCCUGUAUCAUUACAGAGUGUUUCCUUGUACAUGUACGGUAGGUGGAAUGUUUGAUUCGGUACUUACUCGCUUGCUAAAUCGGUGGUAGUUCGUGACACGUCACACACUAGUAAGUUGUUAUCUGGCUUUAAAAUA